Polypterus senegalus (gray bichir) is the source of this 3541-nucleotide messenger RNA. RefSeq names its product prolyl endopeptidase. Bases 217 to 2346 code for a protein of 709 amino acids. The record is from RefSeq and is a predicted model, not a curated record. Gene Ontology annotation, cellular component: cytosol. Gene Ontology annotation, molecular function: serine-type endopeptidase activity; oligopeptidase activity. The transcript has 15 exons. Gene Ontology annotation, biological process: proteolysis. NCBI's taxonomy places the organism in Eukaryota, Metazoa, Chordata, Cladistia, Polypteriformes, Polypteridae.
CUUACUUCUCAGUAAACCCUCGCCGCGCCUGGAUGUCGUCCGUCCGUAGUGUUGCUAGUCAACUCUUUCAAUACCCUUUUCAACUCUUUGGCUUUACCAUAGCAUCUGGAGUUAUCAGUAGCGCGCUGAACGCACAUUGCCGGUUUCAACUCUUAAUAUUUCCCGCUGUUCUGGACUGCCUUUCCUAAAGUAAUUUUUUUCAAACAGGUUGUCAUCAUGUCCUUUCAGUAUCCGGAAGCCUAUCGUGACGAUUCUGUAAUUGAUGACUAUCAUGGUGAUAAAAUACCAGACCCAUACUGCUGGUUAGAGGAUCCUGACAGUGAAAAAACUCGGGCUUUUGUAGAGGCCCAGAAUCAACUGACUCUUCCAUAUCUUGAAGGAAGUCCUGUCAAAAAAUUAUUCAAAGAACGUAUGACAGAACUAUUUGACUACCCUAAGUACAGCUGUCCUUUUAAAAGGGGAAACAGGUACUUCCAUUUUUACAAUACGGGACUACAAAAUCAAAGUGCUAUGUAUGUCCAGGAAUCAUUGGAUGCAGAGCCCCAGAUGUUUCUUGACCCAAAUACUUUUUCAGAAGAUGGUACAGUGGCAUUAAGAGGUUAUGCCUUUACAGAAGAUGGUGAAUAUUUUGCAUAUGGUGUCAGCGUAAGUGGAUCUGACUGGGUUGAAAUCAAGUUCCUGAAAGUAGAUGGAGUGGUGGAGCUGGAGGACAAACUAGAGCGUGUAAAGUUCAGUUGCAUGUCUUGGACACAUGACGGGAAGGGCUUAUUUUACAAUUGCUACCCUGUACAGGAUGGGAAGAGUGAUGGUACUGAAACAUCUGUUAACUUAUAUCAGAAACUGUAUUACCAUGUGCUUGGAACACCUCAGUCAGAUGAUGUACUAUGUGCCGAGUUCCCAGACAAUCCAAAAUGGAUGGGUGGUGCUGAGAUUUCUGAUGAUGGUAGAUAUGUCCUGCUCUCUAUUCGUGAAGGUUGUGACCCAGUGAACAGACUGUGGUACUGUGAUCUGCAGAAGAUUCCAAAUGGAAUAAAAGGAAUAUUACCUUGGGUGAAGCUGAUUGACAACUUUGAUGCUGAAUAUGAAUAUAUCACCAAUGAGGAUACAGUCUUCACCUUUAAGACUAAUUUAAAUGCACCUCGUUACUAUUUGAUUAACAUUGACUUUGAAGAGCCAGAGCCUUCAAAAUGGAAAGAACUUGUGUCAGAGCAUGAGAAGGAUGUUAUUGAAUUUGCUUCUUGUGUGCACUCAACUUACUUGUUUAUAUGUUACCUUCAUGAUGUGAAGAAUAUGCUGAAAAUGUACAGUCUGAAAACAGGAGCGCAUUUAAAGACUUUCCCUCUGGAUGUUGGGAGCAUAGUUGGAUUUACAGGCCGCAAGAAGGAUUCUGAAAUAUUUUACUACUUCACCUCAUUUCUUGUACCAGCUGUCAUUUAUCACUGUGACCUCACCGAAGAACCUUUGGAGCCCCGAAUAUUCAGGGAAGUAACAGUGAAAGGGUUUGAUCCUUCAGAAUACCAAACUGUUCAGGUUUUUUUCACCAGCAAAGAUGGAACACAAAUUCCCAUGUUUAUUGUGCAUAAAAAAGGAAUUCAACUGGAUGGUUCCCAUCCUGCCUUUCUUUAUGGAUACGGAGGAUUUAACAUAUCCAUAACUCCUAGUUAUAGUGUUUCCCGAUUAAUAUUUGUAAGGCAUCUAGGAGGUGUGUUAGCUGUUGCCAAUAUCAGAGGAGGUGGGGAAUAUGGUGAAACCUGGCAUAAAGGCGGCAUGUUGGCCCUCAAGCAGAAUUGCUUCUCAGAUUUCCAGUCGGCUGCUGAAUACCUCAUCAAUGAGGGUUACAGCUCCCCCUGCAAACUCACCAUUAAUGGAGGCUCCAAUGGAGGGCUCUUAGUAGCUGCAUGUGUGAACCAGCGACCUGACUUAUUUGGCUGUGCUGUUGCUCAAGUUGGGGUCAUGGAUAUGCUGAAGUUCCAUAAAUUUACUAUAGGCCAUGCCUGGACCACUGACUUUGGGUGCUCAGACAUUAAGGAGCAGUAUGAUUGGUUGAUCAAGUAUUCUCCACUCCACAAUAUUAAAAUACCAGAGGACGAUGGUGUCCAAUAUCCAGCAAUUCUACUUCUUACGGCUGACCAUGAUGACAGAGUGGUGCCCCUUCACUCCCUGAAGUACAUAGCAACCCUGCAGCAUAGUGUAGCAAGGAGUGCUAAGCAAACCAAUCCAUUAUUCAUCUAUGUGGAUACAAAAUCAGGGCACGGUGCUGGGAAGCCGACCAGCAAAGUUAUACAAGAGGUGGCCGACAUGUUUGCUUUUAUUUCCAGAUGCCUUGACCUUCAAUGGAUUAAGUAGAACAGCCUUUAAAUUGAUUUUUUUUUUUCCAAAUAACAGCAAAAUCUAAAUCUAGAAUGAAGGGCCUUAAAUAAAAGCAGGAAAAACAAAACUGAAAACAAGGCAUUCUGUACAUUGAAUAGUUUUAGGCAGAACUUUAUUAUUUAGACGGAUUACAUUCUCAAGAAACACAUUGUGAUGGCCACCUAAGUACUUGCAUUUUUUUCCCUAGACUUCUCAAUGAGAAUCGAUAGUGUUAAGUGUUGUUUUCAAACACCUCCAGUUGUUCAGUAGUGAAGUCCAAUUAUUUUAUAAUGCUAAUUAUGAUUUUAACAGGCUGAUUUUCGUGGGCCUGUCUUAACAUUGAUUCUUUGUGAAAUGUUUCCAUUCUUAGCAGCAAAUGCUCAUAAAAAAUAGAUUUGCAUUACUAGAAUGGCUGUUUCCCCUCAACAUAUCGAUCAGUUAUUUUAUUAAUGGGAUUUUAUUGGAGAGUUAUGAAACACUAUUUGAAGACAUCUGUUGGCACCAUUGCUGGUUUCUAAACCGUUUAGCACUAAAAGUGAUCUCGUGUUUUGCAUCAUUUCCUUUAUCUUGGCAUUUACAUUGUCUAAGUAGUAAGAAAUUUGGAGUCCUGAUUUGAACAAGUGGUGGGUUUUUAGGUUAUAAUGCAUCUGAAAGUCCGCCAACAGCUUUCCAUUUUAUUCAGAAUGCUUGAUUAUCAUGUUUUUGGUAGCAAAUUUCAAAUAGUUUUAUUGUACUGUAGAUAUUCUCCCUAAUGCCAGUCAUGAAAGAGCCCCAGGGUUAAUGGCCUUCUUGGGUAAAACUGUAAGUCUGUAUCUCACUUGUUGUUUUUUAACGGUGAAAGUCAUUUACAUAUACUGUGUUUUCUAGUUCUUUAAUGGUAGUAUCUUAAGCUUAAAAGUGGUAUGUGGAAUAUGAAACGUUCAGAGGCCACUUUUCUGAGUCACACUAGCUGUUGCAGAUUCAGGUAUUUAUUUAUCUUUUGCGUACAGAGAGAUUUCUUGGAAGCUAUGUGUUACACUGCAUCAUUUAAUAUGUUUACUGCAGAGCUGUUUAGUGUGUAAAUGGCUGCUGGUUUGAUGUUAAUAUUAAACUUCUACCUCGAGAUAAUAAUUUACAUGCUUACCUCUGUACACAUGAAUGAAUGUGCUCCUCACUCACAAAUAAAACAAUGGCAUUCUCCAGCCUCUUUAAA